AUGAGAUAUGCCAACUAUUCAGCAGCGAAGUUUGACAUAAUUUACUAUGUCCCGCGAAACAAAAACUUUAUGGAUGUUUUAUCGCCUGCUGGAUUCUUGCUUUCUUUGAUCUGGAUCCUCAAAGGCAAAUCGGUGCCGGGCUUUCUGGUGGUUCUAGCAUUGAAGUGCUCUUCCUUUGUCCAUGUAAAUUCUGGAACAUCUGGCCGUAGCAAGUGCUGCAGUGUGGGGUUGGAUGUUCCCUCGGUGCUAUUGUCAAAUGCCCUUGGAGAAAGGACUACACUCCUGUGCUUGCUGAUCACAUGCUUGAAUGGUACUUGGGUGCUAGAACAGCCUGGUUCCAGCGUCUUCGAAUACUACCCAGAAUGGCGAGAUUUCAUGAAUGCACUGAUUGGCACUCAUGGUCUUAAGAGUGUCACAAGAGCCAAUUGGUGGAUGGCCCACUACGGAGGCCAAACUCCGAAGCGCCACUACUGCUGGUCGAAUAGUCCCAUGAUUUCCGCAUUAGACAAGGGUAAGCUCCAUUACAAAGCUUGGAAGAAUUCACAGGCAUCCCAUGUACAAACGGUACGCCAUUACCAAGAUCGUGAGGGAAAGAAACGCUAUGUGGGCACAUCAAAGCUCAAAGGGACUGAGUUCCUUGACACCACAGAGCUGUAA
This is a messenger RNA of Durusdinium trenchii, 657 nucleotides long. Lineage: Eukaryota; Dinophyceae; Suessiales; Symbiodiniaceae. The record is from the annotation of a GenBank genome assembly.